Molecule: messenger RNA, 6403 nt
Organism: Leptopilina boulardi
Lineage: Eukaryota; Metazoa; Arthropoda; Insecta; Hymenoptera; Figitidae
Exons: 4
Coding region: 510-6146 (1878 amino acids)
Biological process (GO): monoatomic ion transport; transmembrane transport
Cellular component (GO): membrane
Molecular function (GO): monoatomic ion channel activity; protein binding
Source: RefSeq, a predicted model, not a curated record
AAAUAAAGAUAUCUCAAUCGCGAUUUAAUCGAAAUCGUGGUUUUUUUAUAUAUCUUCAGUUGCAAAUCAUUCUGACUCGACAAAUUGGAUAACAAUUGAAAAAAGAAAGUGAAAUAAUUUUUUUUUCGCCCCUUCCCCUCCCCCACUGUAUUUGAAUAAAGUUUAGAUCGUCUUUGUAGCAUCAUUGUAAAUAAAAAAGAAAAAAAUAGUCAGUCAAUCGUGGUCCACGAAGUUAACCGGUUUACUUGGUCUUUCCACGUUCUCUGCAUAUAUCUACAAUUCUGUGUCACAUGUGAAUGCUUCAUCUGUAUAUUAUAGUUGUGUGUUAAGAUCAACCUUUCGUUCAGUCAGUGUCAGAAUGUUCAGCCAGACAGAAUGAUCUUGGUUGGUACAUUUGGCGUGACUUUCAUUAUCAAAAUAUUUAACUUUUAUCGAGUUUAAUUCAGUUUUUCAGUUCAAGUUCACAAACAGAGAAAUGAUCCUGACGUAAUUUUAGAGAAAUUUUCAUCAUGAGCGAUGAUAAGCCAUCAACACCGCCAAUUUUGCCUCCAGCUAGGAAACGAGUACAAUUGGAACGUGCAUUUAGUAUGCAAUCACCAAUGGUAAAAACUCCUCCAUGUCAAAAAUCAAAAUCAGCAACUUCUUUACUUUUAACACGUUGGCUUGUGUCUAAACGACCAGUAACACCGGAACAUGAAGAUGAUACAUGGACAUUGGAUGAUCGUUCAAUGGAAUAUGGUACACCACCGCCUGUUGAUGAACCACAUUGUUAUUCCAUGUGCAUUAGUGAAAGUUCAAUAAGCGAUGAAAAAAAUUGUGCAGUACAGGUGACAAAUGAUUUAAUAAGAAAUCUUCUCGUUGAACAUAUGAGAGGAGUUGGUGGUCGAUUACAAUUAUUGGAUGAUUUAGAAACAUUAAAAAUAACCAUUGACAGUGUUGAAGAGCUUAGUGUUUAUAAAUUAUCGGAAAUAAAUGCACUUCUUUUGCAUGCAAGUUUUUUAGGUCGUGGUGAUUUAAUACCAGGAUUGCAUAAAUGCGGCGCUGACUUAAAUCACUCUGAACAAGAAUUAGGAUUGACGGCUCUACAUUUGUGUGCUUAUAGUAAUUCUCUGACGGGUGUAAAAUAUCUCAUUAGUAAUGGAGCUAAUAUUAAUUCACGAAAAGCGCAUACACCAUUUCAUUAUGCUGCAUUUGGAGAUUCAUUUGAUGUUGCACAGCAUUUUAAACAACAGGGAUUUAAUCAAGAAUCACCAUUGGGUGAUGAAUCGGUAUUACAUUCAGCUGCUAGAAGUAAUGCAUUAAAUGUUCUUCACUUGUUGGCUGCCAAUAAUCCUUCAUUGAAUGUUAAGGAUAAAAAUGGUUAUGCACCAAUUCAUCAUGUUGCUGAUCGUGGUGAUUCGAUGUGCCUUGAGGUUUUAUUGUCAAAUGGUUGCCAAGUGGAUUUACCAUCGAAAAAAGGUGAUACUGCUUUACAUUUAGCGGCAGAGGCUGGCUGUGUGGAAAAUGUUGAAUUGUUACUGAAAAAUGGUGCAAAUGUUGGUAAGAAAAAUUUUCGUGGACAAACACCAUUACAUUUGGCGGCACGUUCACAUUGUCUCGAGUGUGUUGAGGUUCUGCUUCAAAAAGCAAAUAGUGAUCCAAAUGCAGAGGAUAAUGAUGGAAGGACACCAUUACAUCUUGCUUUAGGAAGAUCAUUGCUCGCUUAUGAUGUGAGUGAUUUAUUAAUAACUCGAAUGGCGAAUGUUAAUAAAUCAGAUAAAUAUGGAUAUACACCGCUUCAUGUUGCCGCUGUUAAUGAAUUAUCCCAAUGCGUUGAUAUUCUAAUAAAACGUGGAGCCGAUUUGAGUGCGCGUACAAAAGGUGGAACAACGGCUUUGUCGAUAAUUUUACGUAAAACACCAACUUCGUUAAAUGUUUUUAAGGAGAAAUUGGAUUCAUCGAUAACUCUCCAUCAGCAUGGUUCGGCAACGGGUGAAGUUGAAUUGCGUCUUGAUUUUCAUCCAUUGUUGCAGCAUCAGGAGCAAGGGGAGAUUGGUUAUUUAGGAACAUUUGUAAAAGAAGGUUAUAAAGAAAUUCUCGAACAUCCAUUAUGUCAAUCGUUUCUUUAUUUGAAAUGGGAGAAAAUUCGUAAAUACUAUGUGGGACGUUUAUUGUUUUAUUUGUUGUAUGUUUUGGUGUUGACUGCAUGGGUGAUAACGGCAUUGGCUCAUAAUUGUUAUAAUGAAUCACAUGGACAAUUGGACAAUCCAGCAACGCCAUUGUGUGCAAAUUCAACGGGAUUGAAUAAUUUUCUCUAUACGAAUCCAAUUGUUUUGGAAAUUGAAUGGUACGCAUUGGUUGUAUUGACGGUAUUGGAGUGUUUAAGAAAAUUAGCGGGUAUUUUUACAUAUUCAUCGGUGAGGCAAUUUUUCACACAAGCUGAAAAUAUGGUGGAAUGGUGUGUUAUUGUGAGUGUAUUUGCUACAUCUUUUGUUUAUACGGGAAGGACUUAUACGUGGCAGAGUCAUGUUGGUGCAUUUGCUGUUCUUUGCGGUUGGAGUAAUUUGAUGUUAAUGAUUGGACAAUUGCCAAUGUUUGGUGCCUAUGUUGCAAUGUUUACAAGUGUUCAGGCACAGGUUUUUAAAUUGUUACUUGCUUAUGCUUGUCUCUUGGUGGGUUUUACGGCGAGUUUUUGUGUUAUUUUUCCAAGAUCAAAAUCAUUUAGUAGUCCACACACGGGUUUGAUUAAAGUAUUGGUAAUGAUGACGGGUGAAUUGGAUUUUGAAGAAUUAUUUUUUCCUGAAGAAGAAGGUGGACGUCCUGUUGAUGUGGGUGGAACAUCUUGGAUAUUGUUGCAAGUUUCGGCACAAUUGUCAUUUGUAUUAUUUUUGUUGUUUGUCACAAUUGUUUUGAUGAAUUUAUUGGUUGGCAUUGCUGUUCAUGAUAUUAAGGGAUUACAAAAAACGGCAGGAUUGGCAAAACUUGUGCGACAAACAAAACUAAUUUGCGAUGUUGAGGCUGCAUUAUUUUUGGGUCUUGUGCCAAGGCGAUUAAUGAAAUUAUUACGAUGGACGGCAUUGGUUCUUCCAUCACCACUAAAGGCUGUGUUGACUGUUCGACCAUUAAAUCCAAGGGAAAAAAGACUUCCACAGGAGGUUUUAACCGCGGCACAUAAAGUGGCGAGGGAGAAAAAAUUUAUUUCCGGCACAAUGUCGAAUAAAAGUAAUAAUUCUACUUUUGCGUAUUUGAAACAUGAUAUGUAUUCAUCAAUCAGACGUGAUGGAAAUUAUGAACAAUUAUUGAGCGAAAAUAAUGUUAAAUUGAGAAAUCAAGUGAUGGAAUUGAAGAAAAUUUGUCAGGAAAAUCACAAACUUAUUCAAGAUCUUGUCAUGGCACUUGCGUUGGAUCAACGAUUCAAUCCAAAUGCAAUUACAGAAAGUUUGAUAAAAGCACUCCCUCGACAAAUUUUGUCAAUAACUCAGAAAUCACCACCUGAUCGAAUCUUCUGUCGUUCCGAGAGUUCAACGUCAUUCUAUAAACUUGGUAAAAAUGACAACACUCAACCACCAUGUCCUCUACUCAAUGAAGAAACAAAACCACGUCACUAUUCUGUGGGAUGUCUUUAUGAUCAUGUGAGUAAACAGGAUCCCUUUUUUAAGGGAAUGGCAGCACCAAUCUACAGAUCCAUCAAGCCAACAUGCAUUGAAAAAGGUCUCGACAACAAGGAAACAAUAACGGAACCAAUUGAAAUUGAUGCCGGUGAACCACCACCAGUUGAUGAUUCUCUAUUUUUCGACAAUCUCGAAGCAUUGAAACACAUGAAAGUCGAUGGUACAAGUCUAAUGACAAAAAUUUGGUCCUCACUUAAUGUGACCGAAAUGAAACUUCUCCUUGAAAUGGAACGUGGUAAUAUUACAAAAUUAAAAAGCGGUAAAUUAUUUCAAAAUUGUCAUGAGAAUUUUAAAAAUAUUGCAUUUCUCUGGGCAUGUUUUCGUGGUUUAAUUCAUCUAUUGCCAAUUCUCGAAUCAAUUGGUUGCGAUAUUCAUUAUAUUGAUCAUGUGACAGGUGCAAAUUCCAUAAUGGUCGCGUGUGUCUCGGGCAAUAUUCCAUGUUUGGAAUAUUUAAUAAAAAAAAGCGUUGACGUAAAUCAUACGAGUCUUGUGAAUAAUUACACAUGUUUGCAUAUUGCCGCUAUUGCCAAUUCACGUGACGCUGCCGAAAUUCUUCUCAAUAAUGGAGCAAAAUUACAUACACUCAAUUCACAUGAUGUUGAACCAAUUCUUCAUUCGAGUAUUAAAGCACAAUCUGAAUCAGUGGUUGAAUUAUUGCUUGCAAAAGGUAUAAGUUUAGCGGAAAAAAAUCGUCUUGGCGAGACACCACUUCAUGUUGCUUGUUUUGUUCAGUCGUUGAAUUGCGCGCGAAUGCUUCUUUCAACUCAGGGUACCGAUGUUAAUGCCGUUGAUCGUAUGCAUCGAACACCAUUGCAUUAUGCCGUAAUGAAUACAUCAUCAUCGGCUGAACUUGUGAAACUUUUAUUGAAACAUGGAGCACAAGUGAAUGUUUUUGAUAAGACGAGUUUUUCACCGCUACAUAUUGCAUCAUUAAAUGAAUUGUCACAUUGUGUUGAGGCAUUGAUUUGGGCCGGUGCCGAUGUUAGUGCAACCACUAAUUCUGGACUCUCGGCAUUAAAUAUAAUUCUUCGAAAAAUACCCGAAUCAUUGCAGGUGUUUCGUCGUCGUUUAGAUGCAUCAAUUCGAUUAAAACGACCAGUUCCACAUAAUCGUGAAUUUGAAAUGAAAAUGGAAUUUGAUAUAUUAUUUCCAAGUAAUAAUCAUUGUGAGACAAGUUUUAUUAAUACUUUUGUUCAAGAGCAUUGUAAGGAUCUUUUAUCACAUCCACUUGUCAUGGCAUUUCUUCAUCUCAAAUGGGAGAAGAUAAGAAAAAUUUAUCUUCUUCGAAUUUUCUUUUAUGCAUUGACAGUGAUUUGUAUGACGACAUAUGUACUCACAGCAUUGGCAUAUAAAUGUUAUAAUACUGACGAGGCAAUUAAUAGUAAAAUUUGCAAUAAUAAACGUGUCUCGAGUUUUUUAUUUAGAAAAUCAGUGAUUGAAAUUGAAUGGUAUUUGUCAUUGAUAUUAACAUCAGUUGCGAUACCGCGAAAAGUUAUGGCAUUCACAGUUUAUAAAUCGAUAAAACAAUAUUUUUCAAAUAUUGAAAAUAUUCUCGAUGCAAUUGUUGUUAUAAGUGUUUUUCUCACUUCUUUCAUUUAUACGGGACGCACUUACGAUUGGCAAAAUUAUAUUGGAGCUUUUGCUAUUCUUUGCGCGUGGACCAAUCUCAUGUUAAUGGUUGGUCAACUUCCUGCUUUUGGUACAUACGUUGCAAUGUUUACUCACAUACAAUUUGAAUUUGCCAAACUUUUAUUAGCCUACUCAGGACUUCUCAUUGGUUUUACAAUAAGUUUUUGCGUUAUAUUUGUCGGUGAACCAUCAUUUGGUAAUCCAUUCACAGGUUUAAUUAAAGUACUGGCAAUGAUGGCGGGUGAAUUGGAUUUCGAGGGAUUAAUAAAUCAAGCUGAUUUAAUGACUGAUGGUUCAUUUGUCAUUUAUCAUCCGCUUUCGGUUUGUUCGCAAAUUUUGUUCACUCUCUUUAUUGUAUUUGUAACGGUGAUUUUAAUGAAUCUUUUGGUUGGCAUUGCCGUACAUGAUAUACAGGGUUUACGUAAUCAUGCUGGUCUUACAAAAUUGGUACGUCAAACAAAAUUAAUUCUCUUUACGGAAAUGGUCCUGCAUAAUGGACGAAUUCCAUAUUUAUUUCGAAAAUGGAUGUCCGAUCACAAUAUCGAUGUGGAAAAUCGAAAACGAGUUCUUAUUGUAAAACCAUUGAAUCCGUUGGAAAAACGAUUGCCAAAAGAUAUUUUAAAAUCGGCAUAUGAUAUUGCACAGAAAAAUGGUCCAUUAAUUAAUGAGGAUAAUGAUGAUUUGUGUGAAUUUAUUUCAUGGAACAAUCAACUUAGUGAAGAUGGUUCCGAUUCUGAUGUACAAUUGGCGGUUGAAAAAUUAACAUUACAAAUAAAAUCUAGUGAAGAGGAAAUUCAUUUCAUUAAGGAUCAAUUAUUAGACACUAAGAAAAUUUUAGAAAAUUUGAUUUUAAAAGUAUUAAAGUAAAUACGCAAAUAAAUAACAUUCGAAUAAUAAUUAAUUCGAAUGAAAAAUCCAAAGAAGUUAAAAAAAAAUAAAUUUUGUCUCGUAAAAUUUAUUUUUUAUUCAAACGAAUAUAAAAUUUUUUAAUUCACUUUAAAUUUUUAUAAUUUAAUAAUAAUUGCAAUAUAAUUUGCAUUUAAUUUCUCAAUUUUUAUAUAGUGUUCAUUUAAUUUUUUUACGAUUCACUUACAUGCAUUAAGAAAUAUUUGUAAAUGUAAAUU